AGCAUUCUUUCAACUCCAACCCUGCGUGUGUUUUGCUUUGCGAGCCUUUUGACGCUUGAGGUUUUGUUUUUUGCUUUCACCUUGCGAACGCGGAAGAUUUGUUGUGACAACAAAUUCCGCAAGAUGCCACCGAAACGGAAAGCACCUACAACGGACGAGGAUGACGACGAGUAUCGCAAGAAGCGGGACCGAAACAAUCAGGCAGUGAAAAAGAGUCGUGUAAAAUCCAAACAACGCACCGAGGAAACCCAGGUUAAAGUCAAUGAGCUGCGGAUCAAGAAUCAAAUUCUGGAGGAUAAAAUCCAGAAUCAAACGAAGGAGCUGAAAUUUUUGAAGGAACUGUUCCUCACCCAAGCGCAGGCUAAAUCCGAUAAGUUGGUUGGCGUAAAUCUGGCGGAGCUACUAAAGAGUUCCGACGAUGAAAAAGAUAGCGAAGAGGAAGGUAGUAGCAGUACAAAGAAGCAAAAACCGGGUAAAUCAAGCCGGAGCGGCAAAGCUGGGUCCUCCAGUAAAAAAUAGGUGUAAGGAAAGCUGUUGAAUUUAUGUACGUAUAUAUGUUAGAUUAUAAUUGCUGUUGCAAAAGAACCGAUAGCUUAAAA
Molecule: messenger RNA, 599 nt
Organism: Armigeres subalbatus
Lineage: Eukaryota; Metazoa; Arthropoda; Insecta; Diptera; Culicidae
Gene: Irbp18
Product: CCAAT/enhancer-binding protein gamma
Exons: 3
Coding region: 124-519 (131 amino acids)
Biological process (GO): DNA-templated transcription; regulation of transcription by RNA polymerase II
Molecular function (GO): RNA polymerase II cis-regulatory region sequence-specific DNA binding; DNA-binding transcription factor activity, RNA polymerase II-specific
Source: RefSeq, a predicted model, not a curated record